AUAUAUAUAUACCCGGUAUAUGUCUUCGAAAUAAAAUAAGCGGAUAAACGACACGUCUCUGGCAAUUGCGCAAUAACCCAACCCUUUAUUUUGCUACGUUGGAAUAUAUUUACAAGUAUUUUGCUUUCUUAUUUGUAGACCCACGGAACAAGACUACCAUGGACGAAGAUGAUGUUCUAACCACCCUGAAAAUUCUUAUUAUUGGAGAAAGUGGAGUAGGGAAAUCGAGUUUACUCCUCCGAUUCACAGACGAUACGUUCGAUCCCGAGCAAGCAGCUACAAUAGGAGUGGACUUCAAAGUGAAAACUCUUACUGUAGAUGGCAAUAAAGCUAAACUUGCUAUAUGGGACACAGCAGGACAAGAGAGAUUCCGCACGCUGACACCAAGUUAUUACCGGGGAGCUCAGGGGGUCAUUCUGGUAUAUGAUGUCAGCAAUCAGAUGACCUUUGACCGGUUAGGUCAGUGGUUGAAUGAACUUGAUACGUACUCUACUAAGGCAGACAUUAUUAAGAUGCUGGUCGGAAACAAGAUAGACAAGGAGAAAAGAGAAGUAUCUAGAGAGCAGGGCCUAAAGUUUGCCAGGAAACAUUCUUGCCUCUUUAUCGAAUGCAGCGCCAAAACAAGAGAUGGAGUGCAGUGUGCUUUUGAGGAGCUGGUAGAAAAGAUCAUUCAGACUCCCGGUCUAUGGGAGAAUGACACAAGACAAAGAGGGUUUGGAGUCGGUCAACCAGGGCAGCCCAACCAAGGUGGAUGCAGCGGUUACUGCAGUCUAAUAUGAAACAGAACGACCGCUUGAUGAAUCCCUCCAUAGGGUUCAAAGACUCUUUGACGGGCAUGAUGAUGAAUCAGUGAUAUAAAUCAUCAAAUUAUAUGAGCUAUUCAUCAGACUGCAAUUCCAAUGGACUUGGCAUUACGUGGGUUGUCUGAGGAAUACCCCACGCAGCAGUAGGAGAUGGCUUGCUCUGUGUAAUUGUGUUGUCGCAGAAACUCAAUGCAUACAAAAGUCCCUGGAACCAUCAAAAUUAUGUUGUUGAAGCAAGAAUUUGUCUCCUAGCAUUAAGAAUUAGAACCAACAAGCAAAGUGAUGGAAAGAGCCUUAGCUGAGGACCUGUUUCAUAAAAAAUGUUACCACUAAUAAGUGCUAGAGUUGCAAGUCAAAUUUGCUCUUGACCAAUCAAAUUACAGUAUUACUGGAGCUUAUAACAGGAGCUUGUAAAAAGUUUUAUGAAACAGGGCCUCUGAAUAAUACAUCACCUUCUCAAGUCAAGAACUGUGUUUCUCAAGGGGAGUGUUUCAUAAAUCACAUUGUCAGUGAUUUUUCACAGACAAAUGUAUCCUCAGCCAAUCAGAUGCAAAGAUUUCAGUAGCUUACAACAGUUUUAAGUGAUGACAAUAUGAAAUGCUCCCCUGAUAUUAUAUGUGUUUCCUCUGUACAUAUUUAUUGAUCCCACUCUCUAGGAUCUAAGAUAUAGUAGUAUCUACAUGUAGAAUUGACUGAAUAUUGUUCCCCUUACAUAUAUGAAUGAAAUUUAGAUCUCACUUGUGAAAUCAGCAAUCCAGUUAUUUAAAACAAUGUGACAUUUUCGACAGAGUUCGCCACACUUGGCUCAGCCAUUAUCCAUAGUUAUUUGUAGUUUUAACUUGAUACACCUUACUAAAAGUGGGCUAAUGUCUUACAAAAUCAAUUAUAGCUCCUUGAAAAGCCAGAAAUUUUGCAUUCUGUCAUAGCCAUCUUUGUGAAGUGACUUCAGUAUUGUGUGAUAUCUUAUGUGUGUAGGAAUAUCAACAUGAUAACGUGGCUAUCCACCCAUACAUGUACAUGUACAUAAUGUAGGUCAUCUUCUUGAUGAUCAAAAUUUACUUCUCUAGCUACAUACACAGGAAACUCCAGAUGGCAAAUUGCUGUGCUUAAUUGAUUUCCAAGAGGUUUCUAUUUUCCUGAUUCCUUCAUGUGUCAUUAAAAUCAAGGAAAUCUCAUGAUGUUCCCAGAGUCAACAACAUUCCGUUAAGUCAUGCACAUGUUUAUCAAGAAUCCCAUUAUAUAGAUAAACUUAAAGACUAUAUCCUUUGAGGAAGCACAUGCUACAUACUGCAGAUGUAGGAAAGCAUGCUUCAUACAUCACCAAUCUGCUACUAUCUUUAACAAAUUGCUUCAAAUUCUAAUUCAUUUAUUAUACAAAAUGGUAAA
This is a messenger RNA of Lytechinus variegatus (green sea urchin), 2189 nucleotides long. RefSeq names its product ras-related protein Rab-18-B-like (gene rab18). Gene Ontology annotation, molecular function: GTP binding; GTPase activity. Bases 159 to 779 code for a protein of 206 amino acids. The transcript is spliced from 7 exons. Lineage: Eukaryota; Metazoa; Echinodermata; Echinoidea; Temnopleuroida; Toxopneustidae. The record is from RefSeq and is a predicted model, not a curated record.